Tetranychus urticae (two-spotted spider mite) is the source of this 2014-nucleotide messenger RNA. It is a transcript of the gene CycE, whose product is annotated as cyclin E. The record is from RefSeq and is a predicted model, not a curated record. NCBI's taxonomy places the organism in Eukaryota, Metazoa, Arthropoda, Arachnida, Trombidiformes, Tetranychidae.
CUUCACAACUUGGCUCACUUCAGCUGAUUCACUAGUUAAGUUGAGCCAGCAGUGGAAAGAUAACAUUUCUCUCUCUCUCUUCUUCUCUUUAGUUUUGCCUUUGUUUUUCUUUUCAUUUUUUUUCAUUUCUUGUUCUCUGUUAAUUUAGUUUUUAAUAAAGAUUGAGUGUGUUUCAUUUACACCAAGCUAAUUUUUUUUACUCCAUAUUUGCUGCAAAUAACCUUAUUUGCCAGUGCAGUAGAAUCAUGGAGAACCAAGAUGGAUUUUUAACACCCAAUUGUGCCCAAUCUUCCCGCCGAGUUCGCCCUUCACCUUUACCACAAUUAAAUAUGAGUGAUCCUGCUGAAAUGUGGGAAUCAAUGAUCACAUCAGAUGAAAAUUAUCACCGUGAUCCUCACAUGCUUUCCAAACAUCCGCAUAUCACACCUCGAAUGAGAUCAAUUUUAUUGGACUGGUUAAGUGAAGUUAGUGAAUUGUUCAAGCUUCAUCGGGAAACGUACUAUUUUGCCCUUGACUUUGUUGAUCGUUAUUUAUCUGUUACAAAAGAUAUUCCCAGGCAGCAAUUGCAACUGAUUGGAAUAACCUGCCUUUUUAUCGCGGCCAAAAUUGAAGAAGUUUAUCCGCCGCCUGUGUCAAAUUGUUUCGAAGUUACCGAUGAUGCCUGCUUAGUAGAGGAAAUUAUCGCCAAAGAACUAGUCAUCAUGGAGAGUCUUAAAUGGAACUUACAUCCAAUUACAGUCAACAAAUGGCUUUCCAUUUUUAUGCAAAUUUACUCCAUUUUGGAGAAAGAAAACAAUGUCGAUCCUCAAUCUUUAUCUACUGGAGAAAAAUUCUUGAUGCCCAACUACAGUGGAACAUUUUUUUCUCAAGUCGCUCAUUUAGUGGAUCUGUGCAUGUUGGACUUUGGUUCUCUACAAUUCAAUUAUGAUGUUAUUGCUGCCUCAGCUUUUUAUCAUUUCACAAAUGAACACACUGUCUACUCUUGUACAAGAUUUAAGUAUUCCGAUAUAAGGGAAUGUGUAAUAUGGAUGACGCCAUUUGCAUUAGCAGUUCGCGAAACCGGAUUUACAGAGCCUAAGGUGCAAGUUGAACAUCCAUUUUGGUCCAACAUGAAAUACCAUACAGCUGAUUUAACAUUAUUGGAGCGAGCGCAUACGAAACAAGUAGAUCUGGCUGAAGAAGCUAGUUCAGAGUCAUCAUCAUCAAUGCCUCCUUCACCAGUUACUAGCAGUCCAUACGCUCAGUCCAAAAUAGGUCAAAAAAGGAAGCGAGAGACCUCACCGACAAUAAGAGUGCCAUCAUCUCCUAAAACUGCAUCUUCAAUUUCUUCAUCUUCAUCACCAACACCAUCAACAUCGUCUACAUUGACGCCAUCCUCUGUUUAUAACAAACAGAACAUUGGUUCAAAUAAAAGAAAACGAGAUCUCAACAAUAACAGAAGCAACUAUGAUGAUACUGAUGAUAGCAAUUGUGGGAACGAGAAAGAAGUUCAUUCUAGAGGCAAUGUUAAGCGAUGUAAUAAGAAAAGAAGAUCCAUUUCACCAUCUAAAAGCAGUUUUUAAAACCAAUCGCUUUCUAAGCCACUAUUAAAAACUUUUAUGCAUCCAUCAUCAAGUGAAUGGGAAAGCUUGGAAAUUCAGGCUUUCUUGCUUGUAUCCAUUCCUUAUUUAUACAACUCUAAUAUCCCCAGGUUUUCGCUUUAAUAGCCAACUGGAAUUACGGGAUAUUAUAAAUGCGUUUUUCAUUUUUAUUGUGCAAGUAUGAGAUCAACUUUUGACGAUUCCAUACCCUAGCAAAAACGUACUACAUCAAUCAAUUGUACUAAUCUUUCGAUACGAACAUGUUUCAUUUUUUUAUAAACUUCGGUUUAUUCUUCGACUAAUUCUAAUUAAAUUGUUUGUAGACUCUGUGAUUUUGAUCAAGUCAAAUCUUAAACUUAAUCAUCAAUGGACCAAUCAAUCAUGAAAUCAAUCCACAACCGAAACCUAUUUAAUUACAAUUAUUAAUUAAAGAU